AGGGAGUCCAUAGCCAGUAAUUUCUACAGCCAAGAUAGCCUACCUAUCAAUAGAGACACACCCAUGGUUAUAAAAGGAAUGAGUGAGGGCUUCAAGUCCAGCAUAGCCAUAUCCUAUCUGUCCGGCAGCAGCCACACCCUGUUGUCUUGGAAAUAGAUAUAAAACGUCAAGUCAUUUCAGAGACCUCUCCUGUCAAGCGGAUACGAAACGGGACUAUCAGUUACUCUGUCACUCCCAUCAUGGAAGCUCUGCUGAAGUCUAUGCAAAAUACCUCUCCCAAAGCAAGUUCUCAUGCGAUGUGGUGGGGUACACUGGGCACUGUGCGACCCUUCCCCAACUUCAACUCAGAGAAGGAUGCCCGCGAAAUUCAAACUGCCUUGGAGAGCAAAGCCAGUGACGUGAACACUCUGGUGAGAAUCCUGACCAAUCGAAACAAUGCUCAGAGACAGAGCAUCGCGGAGUCCUACCAUAACCUCACACAGAAGGAGUUGUGUCCUGCCCUGAAGAAAGCUCUGUCAGGGGGGCUGGAGCAACUCAUGCUGGGGCUGAUGAUGACCCCCUCUCAGUUUGACGCCCAUCGCCUCAGACAGACCAUGGAGGGUAUUGGUACAGAUGAAGAGAGUCUAUUGGCUGUGUUGUGUACCAAAUCACCACAGCAGCUUAAAGAUGCCACUAUUGCCUACAAACAGGAGUUUGGACGUUACUUGGAGAAUGAUCUUAUCAGUGAGACUAGUAAAGACUUCACUAAGCUGGUACUGGCCAUACUCAAGAAGGAGGAGCUGAAUUCAAAGGAGAUGGUUGAUUAUCAGCUCAUUGACCAGGAUGUUAAGGCUCUGAAUAAUGCUGUGAAUGGUAAGAAAAAGGACCCAGCCCCCUGGAUUCAGGUGUUAACCACGAGAGACUCAAACCAUCUCAACAGAGUGCUAUCCAGGUUGGAGGAUCUGAGAGGGGAAACUGUGGAUAAAACAGUACAGAGUCACUUCUCUGGGGACCUGAGGCUUGGCUUCCGCACUCUAGUUGGCUCCAUCCCAAGUAUUCCUAUGUUCCUGGCCCAGCGGCUACACAGCAACAUUAAGAAAGGCAGUUUAGUGCAGGGGAUUCUUAUCAGCCACAGUGAAGAGGACCUCCUCUGUGUGAGAAUCGAGUAUCGCAAACUGACCAACACUUCACUCUACUCUACAUUGCAGAAAGAAUACAAAGGGGAGAUGCAGCAGGCUCUCCUAGCCUUGUGUCGAUCUGAAGACCUGUAAAAGAAGAAUACCUUUUAACCAACACACAGUAUUGUCACGUUGGUAUAAAGGGAUCGGGAGACAGGUGCAGGAAUGCGUAAUAGUUUUUUUUAUUUAUCCAAAUUACAGCGUGCCGUAUAAAGGCACGGGGAUGAAGACCAAACAAACACUAUACAAAACACAGGGUUGAGACCCAAACAAAAGAGCGAGGAGUAACACGAAUAAAUACACAAGGAUUAUCACACAGGACGAGACCCGUAAUCAUCUUCACAAUAUACGUGUCACGAAAGCCAAAACAACACAGCACAGGUACUCACACGACCAACGGACAUUGGAACAAAAAUCGACAGGACAAUGGUGAACAAAGGGCACACUUACACAGUUACUAAUCAACUGGGAAUAGGGACCAGGUGUGCGUAAUGACAGUUCCGGAGGGAUCUGUGACAAGUAGAUAUUAUUUCCGUUGUUGUAACCUAAUGACUGGUAUUAUGUCACUCCGUUAAACAAUUUACACGUCUUUGAUAUUUUAGCACAUUUUGCCAUAAUUUGACCAAGUCUAUAUCACCCAUAGUGCUAACCAUUAUGAAGGGGUAAUUUGCCUUAAAGUAACCGAAUUUCAAACAUCUAACACCUUUGUUUCUACUAUGAAUAUCAUCUAGUGUGUGUGUGAGUUGGUGGAGAACAGGGACCAGGCGCUUCAAAUUCUAAGUGUCUCUCUCCCUCUGUUCGUCCUAAUCCCAGGUCAAUGUCAGCCAGAAAGUAUUAAUAUCCCUCAAGCAUCUCAUAGCUAGCAUCUCAGACUCCCCUCAUCCCCUCCCCAUCAUUACCCACCCUCCCACCAUGACCAAGGGCUGGCUGGGCCUAUGGAUUGUCAAUCAGUAAAAAUAGAAGCACUUUCAUCCUAUGGCAGUGUUUCCUCUACCAUUAUAUAAGCAAUGCACCCCGUCCCCCAAUUAUGUUGUUGCCACUCCCGAAGCUCGACAAGAGGUGUCACCUGAUUCAAUCGGUUUUAAUCAGAUGUGAUUGUAACGUCUGCUUCCAACUCACACUCUCAAACACGUAGAUCCCCUGAACGCAGCUCACUUUCCAGCCCACUUUCCAACUCACACUCUCAAACACAUAGAUCCCCUGAAUGCAGCUCACUCUACAGAUCCCAAUCACCUCAAUUCUGAUCACCUAUUCACACACCUGUAUGUCAUUAUCACACACUAUUUAGUUUGGUUCUUUGCACCUCAUUAUUGUGAGGUAUUGUUUGUUUUGUGACACACUUCUAUUCGGAGCUCUGUUUUUCCAGUAAUUUACUCCUCCCAUGUCUGAUAGUUUUUGCCUGCCUCACUAACGACGCCUUUUGCCUAUUCCCUGCCUGUACUUAUCGGAUUUCCUGCCUGUACCUAUCGGAUUUCCUGUUAUCAACCUAUUGCCUGAUCUCCCGGACGACUUUACUAGCCUUUUCCCUGCCUGUACUGUUGCCCUUUUGGACCCCUGUGUAUGACCUUCUGCCUGCCCCUGGACCCAGCCACCUGCCUCCUCAUGUGGUCUUUUACAAUAAACACCUGCUGCGCCCUGCGCUUGAAACCA
Salvelinus fontinalis (brook trout) is the source of this 2807-nucleotide messenger RNA. RefSeq names its product annexin A2-like. The record is from RefSeq and is a predicted model, not a curated record. Gene Ontology annotation, molecular function: calcium ion binding; calcium-dependent phospholipid binding. The transcript has 13 exons. The coding region runs from base 240 to 1250 and encodes 336 amino acids. NCBI's taxonomy places the organism in Eukaryota, Metazoa, Chordata, Actinopteri, Salmoniformes, Salmonidae. Gene Ontology annotation, cellular component: cytoplasm.